AUGCCUAACAGGCGCCGGGCCCCCGCUGCCGCCAGCAGCUUUGUCGCCCAACCCCCAUCAGCGGCUAUUCUGGAGAGUGGCAUCACCACCUUUAUGGGUCUGGAAUUCUGCCGCAGCUGUAGCAGUCCCGCCUACAUCAUUGGCAAAUCACCAGCCACCGGCCCAGCUUACCUGGCGCUUCCUACGUCGCUGCUCAAGGCUUGUCCAAAGUCAAACGACAGCAGUUGUUUCUUUCAAACCGCCGCCUCAUCACUUUGUUGCUACUCAUUCCUUCUUUCAGCAUCCAUCUCGAUUGCUCCUCGUCCGCCAUUGCUGAGGGAACCCCGCCUCGGAAUCCAAACACCUGCCUCGAGCAUACGCAAGGCCCCUACGCAAGCUCGCCUCGCCGUCUUCUCUCAAGCUGUCGACGAAUCUCUCCACCGCCCGACACUUGCUUACCAGAGAAAGCAACCGCUUAUAGCUCGCAUCCCGCCUAUUUCGCUCUUCUCCGCAACGCCUCCUCUCCGCAAUAAACAGUCUACCGACAUACAAUAA
Messenger RNA from Trichoderma atroviride IMI 206040, 534 nucleotides. NCBI's taxonomy places the organism in Eukaryota, Fungi, Ascomycota, Sordariomycetes, Hypocreales, Hypocreaceae. The record is from RefSeq and is a predicted model, not a curated record.